AUGACGCAUCAAAGCCAAAAAAAACUGACGUCACAGUCCGAUGACGAAAAAAAAAGAGAAAAAGAACACGACUGCUAAGCUAGCUAGCUAGCUAACGUUAGCUGUCUAAACAAAAGCUACUUUGUAGUUAUCCUACCUGGUGUUUAGUGUUGUGUACACACGUGAGAGUAAACUGAAGAUUAGAGAGGCUCACCCGGCGAUGAGGAAGAUGACCCGGAGCGGCUCCCCGGCGAUGGUGAAGAGGAAGAGCGCUAUGGCGGGUCCGAAGGCUAUGAAAGAGCCGAAGAACACCGAGGCCGUCAUCGUCAUGGUGACGCGAGCCGCCUUGUGUCGGCUCCGUAAACAAAGGUUGCCCCUCAGAUCCAUGGACCAGCAGAGCGGCCAGUAUGGCGCCGGCCGACAUCUGCACCCGCUUCAGGACCGGCUUCUUGAGCCUUCAGGGCCCCAGAGGAUGAACACCAGCCUGGAGAGUUACAGGAUCCAGACGUAUGCCGAGUACGUCAAGGGCAAGCAUCAGAACAAGGAGAAGCUCGGCCAGACGCCCAAAUCUUGGGGGGAGGACGGCUGGAGGAAGCCUCACUACGCCUCAGCUACUUCUGCUGCUACUUUUGGAUACCCCCGGGGUCUGCGGAAACGCAGCAUCAGUCCCGUUCAGGGUUCCGCAGAUGCGCCGGUCACAGACGGCUGGAGUAACUACUCGUACCCGGAUAGCGCAGGCAGCAAGAAGAUGAAAACGGAUGGUGUGUACUCUGCGUGUUCCCACACAGCCGACGGCUUUAGAGAUUCAAUGUGCUCUGGGUGACAAACAUAGCUGGAGACGUUUACAAAAUGUACAUUUGGAUAACUUUGUAGCUGUCGUCAUUUGAGCCUGAAAUCAUCGUAUUUUACAAAAACAAGUUUCUUCCAGUUGUGAUUUUUUUUUUUUUUUCUUUAUCUGUAAAUGUUCCUUUGCUUUGUCAAUUAUAACCCACCGGUCCUUUUUUAUUAUUUCCUCCCCCAUAGGUCUUUGUUUUAAAGUUACUUGGUGUUACAUGGAGUGCAUCCCUUCUCGCCAAGUAAAAGCUCAUAAGGUGUAUAAAGAGGACUAAUUUAGCUUGUCAUUGU
Cyclopterus lumpus (lumpfish) is the source of this 1104-nucleotide messenger RNA. RefSeq lists its product as uncharacterized. Bases 200 to 802 code for a protein of 200 amino acids. NCBI's taxonomy places the organism in Eukaryota, Metazoa, Chordata, Actinopteri, Perciformes, Cyclopteridae. The record is from RefSeq and is a predicted model, not a curated record. The transcript has 5 exons.